AUGGCUGGCGUUGUCCGAGAUCAACGAGGUCGCUUUGCUAAAAAUGACGAAAAUGAAGAGUUUACUGCUGCGAAACGUCCAAAAGAUAUUGUUACUGAUCAUAAUUAUGGAAUUGGUGUUAUGUGUGACGGUGAUGGCUGUGUAAAAACAGAAUGCGGUGCAUUUUUACACCUAGACAUUGGUAAACACGUGAAUCGUGAUGGAUGGAGACACGGACGAAGAAUUGUCGAAUUUGACACUCUGCUUUCAAGCUUGAAAACAUGUAAGAAAUGUAAGCUAGGACCUGUGCCUUUGACAAUUUACAGAGUGGUCGGUGAAAUGAAAAAAGGGCUGAGUGGAUACCUGUAUGUACAAUGCCAGAAUAUAGAGUGUGGAUAUAUAAACUGUGUUCCCUAUGGAAAGACACAUCACAUGAAACAGAAAGGAAUGCCCUGUUUUGCUGUAAAUACAAAGCUUGGAACUGCUAUGAUUGACAGCAUUGGUGGUCCCGUGCGGGUGAACAAUUUCUUGUCAACAUUAAACAUCCAACCAAUUGUUAACUCUAAUUUGAAAAAAAUGGAGAGAAGGGCUGGUGAUGUUGUAGAAAAAGUUGCCCAACAGUCUGCUGCAGCUGCAGCAAAGGAUGCUUUCAGGAAAGAGAUGGAGGAUGUGGUGCAAGUAGAAACCGACGAGGCAGCAAAGUCUAUGGAAGGUGUAAUUGAUGACCUGGGCGUUGCUGCAUUUCCAGAUUCAUCUCCAAGUUUGAGGUAACUAAAUAAGUAUCAGUAGAUAAUAUUGAACUCUUCAGUGUAUUGUAUUUACUGGCAAGACAUUCAAUAAAUGUUUUAUUGCAUGUAAUCUGAAUUGAAUUUUAGUAUUUUUUUUCUUCAAGUUAAUUUAAUUCUGCGGAUGUCUCUAAAUUGCUUUUUGUACUUUUAGCAUUUGUAAAUGUUGAGUUCUGCUAAACCCGGGUCUAGAGGGCGUGGGCGGUAGCAUGCAUUUCCACUACCGUCCAUGAACAGGCGCAAUCAAACCGAGCCUGCAACAUUUUCGUUUUUUGUCGUGUUGA
Molecule: messenger RNA, 1048 nt
Organism: Mercenaria mercenaria
Lineage: Eukaryota; Metazoa; Mollusca; Bivalvia; Venerida; Veneridae
Exons: 3
Coding region: 1-750 (249 amino acids)
Source: RefSeq, a predicted model, not a curated record